ACUGGUGGACUAGCACUAGCGUAUGGCAGAUGUUGUUGGGGAUUCAUUAUAUUAUUGCUCAUUGUUAGUGUUGUCUUUCCUGUGGUUCACAUGUAUCGUGCCUUCGUCUACGGCACGCUGAAGAAAGGCCAGCCCAAUUGCAGGAUGCUGGAUGCUGCCAACGGCCGGGCCGAGUUCCUUGCUCACGCUCGAACCGUAGAGCGAUACCCUCUCGUGAUCGCCACCAAAUAUAAUAUCCCCUUCCUGCUGAACGUGCCCGGGACGGGUGAAAUCUACAGUGAAAUCUACAGUGUGGACCAGCAGAUGCUGCACUUCCUGGACAGGUUUGAAGGCUGUCCAAAGAUGUACCAGCGCACUGCAGUCCAGCUGGAGGUGCAGGACGGGGACGGUGAAGGGGAAAACACACUGAAGCCUGGAAGCAUUGUGGAGACAUUUGUGUACAGCACGACUACAUACCAACCCGAGUGGCUCCAAAACCCAACAUAUGAGAGUUAUGAUGCGAAUGGUGAUCAUGGACUGGAAUAUAUAUCUCGUGAGGACAGAAGCCCUAAGUAAAUACUGUACUGGUAUCAGUUAACAACAGGGUCCAGAAUUUCACAUUUUACCACACCUGCCAGUGUCACGUCACUUUCCAUUCAGAUGUUUUCCAAAAAAAACAACAACUGUAUCUUGCAUUAUUAUUAUUUAUUAGAAAUAUAUUUCUGUUCUUAUGAGAUUUAGCUAAUUAUUCCCUUGCAUAUAAGUGACAAAUGUAUGGAAUUUCUGCAUUUUUUUAA
Molecule: messenger RNA, 776 nt
Organism: Sinocyclocheilus anshuiensis
Lineage: Eukaryota; Metazoa; Chordata; Actinopteri; Cypriniformes; Cyprinidae
Product: gamma-glutamylaminecyclotransferase B-like
Exons: 2
Coding region: 91-555 (154 amino acids)
Cellular component (GO): cytosol
Molecular function (GO): gamma-glutamylaminecyclotransferase activity
Source: RefSeq, a predicted model, not a curated record